CGGUGGAACGGCGCGGCGAUAAGGUCGAAAUCAGUAUGGAGAUUCGAGAGAUUUUCGGCUUUAGUGAACGGAAAGCCCAGGAGCUCGACCGGAGUGUGCGACGGCCUUAAUACAUACUCGCCGCCGGUGCCGGGCGCACGCACUGCGGCCGUGUCUGUGUUUCCAAAUUCGAGCGCGAUUCCAAAUUUGAAAAAAAUCUCGAACUCUGGUAUUUUUAAAAAAAAAAGUAAAUCCCGUUCCGUUCGUAGAAUAGUUUUACUUUUAUUUUUUAUUUUUCUUUCGAUUUCGCGGGUUCUGUUAUGCGGACUUUUUGUAUUUUUUUCUAAAGAUGGAAAUUAGUGCAAUGCCUCCGAUGCCGUUGGACUUUUCCAUGGUGAGAAGCGGAAACGGAUCGCCUGCUGGUAUUCGAGAGUCAUCUCCGAGACCGGUAUCCAAUAGCGCUUUCAGAGUUGUCACACCUAAAGGUGUGUCAGCGAGCGAAGCGUUAAGGAAUGGCCUGUGCCAAUCUCUGUGGGGAGCUCCAGCCAACCGGCCCGAGCCAAGGCUGGCAUCCCCUCCUCCCAGCCAAUGCCAAGACUCAUACCAUAGAGACGAAAUCAAAUUCGGCAUCAACCGUUUGGUCGGGGACAAGACGAACGACGAAGAAGACGAACCGCACCACAAUGAAAUCACGAGGACUGAAAAUGUAUCUCCUGGAUCGCGAUGCGAAAGUCCUUGCUGGGCGCCAUCGCCACAAUCUCCGAGAUCAGUGCGCUCCACCUCGCCCGAACUCGAAGUGGAUUCACCUCCGUCGUCGCCUAGAAGACCACCUGACUCCUCAUCACCCCCAAAGAGAUCGGAAGCGUUUUCCAUGAGCGUCCUCCUCAGGCCAGACGCUCCGCGUGUGCAACCACAAAGACCUUACUUAUACAAUCCACUGCCUUUCGCGGAAUUCCUGAGGGAUAACUCGAGUAGUUUAAGUUUGCCUGGAUGGGGUGGAUAUAGCAACUUGUACCUUCACGCUAUGGCUACGCCUGAGCUCCUCAGGUUGCGAGCAGCAGUGCUUGGUGCUCAAGGUCCAUUGUCGAGGCCCUUGCCGAUUGGAGACGUAUACUCUUGUGUUAAGUGUGAGAAAAUGUUCAGUACACCUCAUGGACUGGAAGUGCAUGCCCGGAGAUCACAUAAUGGAAAACGGCCGUUUGCUUGUGAACUGUGCAGUAAGACAUUCGGACACGAAAUCAGUCUCAGCCAACACAGGGCGGUGCACAGCGUCGAAAAGGUGUUCGAGUGCAAGCAGUGCGGGAAGACGUUCAAACGCUCCAGCACAUUGUCCACACACCUGCUCAUCCACUCGGACACUAGGCCGUACCCCUGCCAGUACUGCGGCAAGAGGUUCCAUCAGAAGUCGGACAUGAAGAAGCACACUUACAUUCACACCGGAGAGAAGCCGCACAAAUGCCAAGUCUGCGGCAAAGCGUUCAGUCAGAGCUCCAACCUGAUCACUCAUUCGCGCAAGCACACUGGGUUCAAGCCGUUUGCGUGCGAAUUAUGCGGUCGAGCGUUCCAGAGAAAGGUGGACUUACGACGGCACCGCGAGACGCAGCAUGCGGACCUUAGGGCACCACAGGCGCACAUGCAACCGCCACACACUGACGUGCAUGCCAUGCAUGCGCCCGAGAUGCACGCGGUCACAGAUCAUAGAAUAGAUCUCCGACCGCCCCACGCAGAGCUCAGGGCCCCGCACCCGGACUUCAGGGCCCCGCACAUGAGCACCUCCGUGCCGCCCUUGCAAGCGCUCCCUUCCUGAACGUCAACAGCCUUCGCGCCUUCUACCUGGCGCUGAGGCAAUCACGACCUUAACAUAAGAAUACAGAGUCCACUCUCUUACUAGCAAUGUAAAUAUAACAGCCAUAUAUUGUUAUAAACUUCCAUGGUCACUAACACUCUAGUAAUUUAUAUAAUUAACGGGAUUUGUACCAUGUAUCUUGUUUCUUACGAGUCUCUGAUAUUUCGGCACUUAUGCACAAAACGGGACAAACAAAGUACAUGGGAACAAUCCCGUUAAUAACAUAAAAUACUGUAAUAUAACAACCGUACCUAAAAUCACUUUCACCUAAAAAUAAUUUUCUUCAUACGUGAACUGUAUUGUGAUGAUUCUUAAAAUAAAAAGUCAUCUAAUUUUUACUUACAACUAUCAAAAGAGUGACGUUUCUGGGAGUAUACUUUUAUAUACUUUGGUGAAUACUUUUCUAUGCAAGGGUCAUCACAACAUUGUUUCCAAAUCAAAAACAACAAAUGGUUUGUUAUUUUCUUUAAAUAUUAUAAUGCAGAUGUUCUAGAUUUAUUGAAAACGUCACAAUUAUUAUUCCAAAGCAAAUAAAACUCAAUUUAUUUAUAUAGAUUUAUGAUUGUAUUAUAAAGCUUGUUAUUGUGAGUUUUUGAUCUCAUUUUA
Molecule: messenger RNA, 2431 nt
Organism: Chilo suppressalis (striped riceborer)
Lineage: Eukaryota; Metazoa; Arthropoda; Insecta; Lepidoptera; Crambidae
Source: the annotation of a GenBank genome assembly